AUGAAUGAUGCUAGUCAAAAAUUUUAUAAUGAUUUACAAGAUGUUAUUAAUCGAAUUUCAACUGAAGAUAUGUAUAUUAUCAUGGACGAUUUUAAUGCAAGAGUGGAAGGGAAAAAACAACAACAGCAGAAUUUAUGUAAUAGUGUUGGUCCUUACACAGUUGAUAUUACAAAUGAAGAUGGAGAAAAGCUGAUUGAUCUAUGUACAAUUAAUAAUAUCAUAGUUACGAACACAUUCCUUAAACACAAAUUAGUACAUCAAACGUCAUGGAUGCAUCCAGGAAAUAAACAAUGGCAUAUGAUUACUAUACAUUAG
Rotaria sordida is the source of this 315-nucleotide messenger RNA. The record is from the annotation of a GenBank genome assembly. Lineage: Eukaryota; Metazoa; Rotifera; Eurotatoria; Philodinida; Philodinidae.